Messenger RNA from Ambispora gerdemannii, 561 nucleotides. NCBI's taxonomy places the organism in Eukaryota, Fungi, Glomeromycota, Glomeromycetes, Archaeosporales, Ambisporaceae. The record is from the annotation of a GenBank genome assembly.
AUGAACUUGCGCGAUCUUAUCAAUAAACAGCAAAUUCCUCAGUACUUUAUUAGUAUUCAUAAUACUGAUUUCACACUGUUAGCGCGUCAUGUAUUGUUAUUUCAACAAUCAAGCAUCUACGAGCAACCUUCUAUUGAAAUUCUUCAAAAUGAUUUGGCCCAACAUUACGCAGUAGUUCAAAGAUCCGAUUUUAAUCAACUAAGUGUGUCCAAUGAAUCUGAAGCUAAUUCGACCAAUGAAUCUGAAAGUAAUUCGCGAGGCUCUUCAACUAAUUCAUCUUCAAGCUCUUCCGCUUCUUCUGGCUCGAGCCAAAAAUUCGCAAAUAUCAUUUCUGUAAUCCGGGAACAGUUUUCGGAUAUCUUUGAUAGGGUUAAGGGUGCGAAUGAUUAUUCUUUAGAUCAGAUGUGUGCUGUUGUAUCGGUUGAUAUUCUUAGUAGACUUGGAAUGGGAGUAAUUGGGAAAGAUACAAUAAAGGGAUUUUAUCGUGGAGAAAACAUAAGUAGCAAAAACUUAGAAAAAAUAGGUGCUUGGGUAGAUCAUACUCAUUUACAUUGUUACUGA